GGGCGGGGCGCAGUGGGGUGGGGGCGGGGUGCACAGAGGCCACGCCCACGGGGGCUUUAAAAGGUACCCGCGCUCGCCACUGGGUUGCCAGACUCCCGCCGCGGUUUCUGCGACCUGUUCUCGAACGCUCAGCGUGGUCCUCCUUCCGAUUUGAGAUGCCUGUCUGGGGAGGUGGCAACAAGUGCGGGGCCUGUGGGAGGACCGUGUACCACGCCGAGGAGGUGCAGUGUGACGGCCGGAGCUUCCACCGCUGCUGCUUCCUGUGCAUGGUUUGCAGGAAGAAUUUAGAUAGUACAACAGUGGCAAUUCAUGAUGAGGAAAUCUACUGCAAAUCCUGCUACGGAAAGAAGUACGGGCCAAAAGGCUACGGGUACGGCCAGGGCGCAGGCACACUCAACAUGGACCGGGGCGAGAGGCUGGGCAUCAAGCCCGAGAGUGUUCAACCUCACAGGCCGACAACAAAUCCAAACACUUCUAAAUUUGCUCAGAAAUAUGGAGGUGCUGAGAAGUGUUCCAGAUGUGGGGAUUCCGUAUAUGCUGCCGAGAAGAUCAUUGGAGCUGGAAAGCCCUGGCACAAAAACUGUUUCCGAUGUGCUAAGUGCGGGAAGAGUCUUGAGUCAACAACUCUGACUGAGAAGGAAGGUGAAAUCUAUUGUAAAGGAUGCUACGCGAAGAACUUUGGGCCCAAGGGAUUUGGCUACGGCCAAGGAGCAGGGGCCCUUGUUCAUGCUCAGUAGAGGUGCAAACCCAGAACCGAGCAAGAUCACACACUGAGAAUCUCUACAUAAUCUAGGCACAGAUAAUCUAACACUAAACUACUGUGAAAUUCUGCAGUACUGAAGUACUGUAUGUUGCCCUGUACUUGGAUAGGCUGGCUGACUAGUAGGAAGAGAGCACUGUAUCUUUUCGCUUUAUUCAUCAGUAUUUCAAGAACUAUUUCUUUUACAUUUUAAAUAAAACUCCAGCUUGA
This is a messenger RNA of Bubalus bubalis (water buffalo), 970 nucleotides long. RefSeq names its product cysteine and glycine rich protein 2 (gene CSRP2). The coding region runs from base 156 to 737 and encodes 193 amino acids. Gene Ontology annotation, cellular component: cytoplasm; Z disc; nucleus. Lineage: Eukaryota; Metazoa; Chordata; Mammalia; Artiodactyla; Bovidae. Gene Ontology annotation, biological process: muscle tissue development; sarcomere organization. The record is from RefSeq and is a predicted model, not a curated record. Gene Ontology annotation, molecular function: actinin binding; structural constituent of muscle. The transcript has 6 exons.